This is a messenger RNA of Plectropomus leopardus (leopard coralgrouper), 8783 nucleotides long. RefSeq names its product ALF transcription elongation factor 4 (gene aff4). NCBI's taxonomy places the organism in Eukaryota, Metazoa, Chordata, Actinopteri, Perciformes, Serranidae. Gene Ontology annotation, biological process: regulation of gene expression. The record is from RefSeq and is a predicted model, not a curated record. Gene Ontology annotation, cellular component: super elongation complex; nucleus.
AACAGUUUGCUCAGGGUUCAAAUGUUAAAACCACCUCUUAUUAUAUCACCUUUUGUUUUACUGCUCUUAAUUUUGAAUUUUAUGCUAUGAUAAACUAUGGUAAGACUUUUUUAUCCCUCUUUUCUUGUCAGCACUGCUCGUUGUUUCAGCCCAAUACUUUAAGGUGUAAGUAGUCAGAUACAUUUUUUAGUCGUAGGGACAUAUUGCAGUGUUUACAGCCAUCUUUAUAAAUACCUCAUCACUAUGCUUCAAUGUCGUGUUGGGCAUUGUGCCUCCUUUAGAUAAUUCAUAUGCUCAAUUUACUGCAAUUAAAAGACCACUCUCCCCCUUGCUGGGCAGUUUUCCUCAUUGCUGAAGAUUAAAAUUGGCCCACAGCGCUGUUAGCAUUUAAAACAAGAGGAACCACCAGGACCGUCUCACACUCUUGGGGACAAGAGACAUGCCAAAUAUCUCUCUUAAAAUCCCACCUCUCUCACUCUCACUCACUAUUAACAUUUGCACACUCACCCAGCCCCAGCCUCUUUUCACCUCUCUUGGUCUCCACACAUGCUUUAACCUCAAAACACAACACAAGCAGAAACAAAAAGCUGCGGCUCCCCAUAGACUCUACCUAGCAUGUGACUUCCCCCCGCUGUUUGCCGACGUGGUAUCUGCCGAGAACGAGCAGUCACCUCCCCUCCCUAAGUCAGAUUUGUCACCACUCCAAGGAAAUACACUGUACCUUCGAGUCGAGUAAAGAAACUGUAGUUACACUCUUCCAGCUGGACGCCCACAGAUAACAUUUAGAGAAAAAAAGGGCCAGGUUGUCUUCACUGGAGGAGGUUGGCGUAGAAGUUUAGACUGACAAGCCAUAACGAGAAUACUUCUGAAUCCCUGGGAGAUCCUUUGAAUCCUCCUCCCUCCUCCUUCCAAUGUUUCAGUGGUUGGGGCCAUGGCCUCUCAGUCAGGCAACAUGAACCGUGAGGACCGGAAUGUGCUCCGAAUGAAAGAAAGAGAAAGGAGAAAUCAAGAAAUCCAGCAGGGAGGAGGAGAGGCCUUUCCAGCAAAUUCACCUCUCUUCCCUGAACCCUACAAAGUGUCCAGCAAGGAAGAUAAACUGUCAAGCCGUAUUCAGAGCAUGCUGGGCAAUUACGACGAGAUGAAAGAACCGAUUGGUGACACAAUUCCAAAGCUUGGCGGUAAACCUUCGAACAGCUCGUCUUCCUCUGAGGAAAAAUCGGGCCCACCAUUGUUUGGUGGGGACCAGCGCGGCGUCGGUAGCAGUGGCAGCAGCCAGAGCAGCAAGUGGACUCCUGUUGGCCCUGCGGCAGGUGGAUCUUCAUCCCAGUCCCAGAAACGCUCAGGACUUGGGGGCGGGCACAGCAGCCAGAGGGGUAGCGGCAGUAGCGGCAGCAGCAGCAGUAGCCAAAGACACGGAGGGGAGGUGCGGGAAAAGAAGUCAAGUAAACACAGCGGAGGGUCAGAGCACUCAAAGUCACACACGUCAAGUCCGGUCAAGGGCUCUCUGAGUUCCUCCAGCAGCAACAGCCACUUGCGGAGCUCCUUGUCGGCUGAGCAGCAUCACAGCAAGGAGCGCUACCGCUCCAAGUCUCCACGAGACAGAGAGGCCAACUGGGACUCUCCCUCACGGGUUCACACAUCCUUCCCCACUGGACAGCACUCGAGUCAAGCCUUUCCCCCGUCUCUCAUGUCCAAACCCGGCUCCAUGCUGCAAAAGCCCACAGCGUAUGUGCGGCCUAUGGACGGCCAGGAAACGGCAGAACCCAAGAGUUCACAAGCAGAAAGCUACAGUGGCCAGUCGCACAGCAGCACCAUGGGAGAGAUGAAGUCCAACAGCAAGGCCUCGCUGUCCAAACUCAAGAUCCCCUCAGCGCCUGUAGAGGGAUCAGGUGACGCCAACUGUGUCGAUGAGAUUCUGAAGGAAAUGACUCAGUCGUGGCCCCCUCCGCUGACAGCCAUCCACACCCCCUGCAAAACAGAGCCCUCCAAGUUUCCAUUCCCCACCAAGGACUCUCAUCCUUUUCCAAGUGGGCACAAGCGAGGUAGUUCUUCCAAGAGCUCCAGCAGCCACCAGUCCAAAGCUUGUGAUGACCAGCCCACUAUGCUGGAAGAUGACCUGAAGCUUAGCAGCAGUGAGGACAGUGAUGGAGAACAAGGCUCCACCAAGAACGCCUCAAGGAACACAUCAGCAAGCAAUAAUAGUGAAGGAGCGGACCAAUCAAGGGAUGACUCAAGCAGCCACAGCGGCUCAGAGAGCAGCUCUGGUUCCGACAGCGAGAGUGAAAGCAGCACGACAGAUAGCGAAGCCAAUGAGCACCCGCGGCCUGCCUCUCCUGAGCCUGAACAACCCAUGGCCAACAAGUGGCAGCUGGACAACUGGUUCAAGAAGGCCAAGCAGUUCUCCCCAGCCUCUCCAGUGGACAAUAAUGUUCCAACCAAGUGCAAGAAAGAGGGCAGAGAUAACAGCUCAGGACGGGGCCAUAGUAGCCAGGCAGGGGUUUCAAAAGACUCAUCAGCACCCACCCCAAGCAGAGACCUACGGGCAGCACAAAAGGGUGCAGAGGGUGGCCGCGGUCGGCAAAAAUCACCCGCCCAGAGUGAGGGUAGCACGAAUCAGCGAAGGAGCGUGGGUAAAAAACAGCCCAAAAAGUCUGAGAAGCCCCUGGUGGUGGAGGAACCAAAGGGAGGCCUGAGAGUGGAGAGCGAGCCGGCUCCAGAGAUACCUCCUCACCGACCCAAAGCUGCUACUAAGGGUUCCCGCAAACCAAGCAUCAAAAAAGAACCUAAAUCAUCUCCGAGGCCCACCGCACCUGCUGUCACCACCACUGCAGAUAAACGCAAGGCCAAGGCACCCACCAAGACUUCCCAGAAGUCUCGGGAGUUUGUCGACACAGACUCUUCAUCGUCAGACUCUGAGGGGAAUGAAAGUAUCCCAUCCUCAUCGCAAACACCCAAAUACACGGAGAAUAUCAGGACCCCUGUGUGUGUGUUUUCUCCAAUGGAAGAGAAAGAGCUGUUGUCUCCACUCAGUGACCCUGAGGAGCGUUACCCUGCAAGACAACCUCAGCAGCAGGUUCUGCUAGUGAAGAUAGAUCUCAGCUUGCUGUCUAGGAUCCCAGGGCGGCCCUACAAGGAGCCCACAGAGAUCAAAGUUGAGAGGGACGAUUCUCUAGACAGGGACAGCAAAGACUUCAGCAAACAGAGCUCAGAGAAGAGCUCGAGUAAGGCCAAGAGGAAGCACAAGAACGAUGAGGAAGGCACCAAGCCAGAGAACAAACGAUGCAAGCUAGAGGAGAAGUCCCUAUCUCAUCAUAAAAACAGCAGUAAAGAGUCUAAGAGGUCUUUGGAAAAGAAAGAGGAGCCUGUCCCCUCUCCUUCCAUGUCAGGUCUUCAGCGGACACCCAAGGCAGAGCAUCCAAGUCGAAAGAGGACAGUCAGCCAGUCCUCCACCUCUUUGUCCAGCGGGACAGGAAGUGGAAAGGAGGGAAGCCACAGCACCAAGGGCAGCUCCACCUCCAAACACCGAAAAGGAGAGGACAAGGGACGCAGCACACGCGAUGGGAAGGAGAAAUCCUCAAAGGGGUGCGAUAACCAGCUGGCUGUGCCUCCGCUCUCCACGGACGGCUCCAAGUCUCAGAGAUCCAAGCUGGUGUUUGAGGACAGGGUCCAUUCAGCAGAUCACUACUUACAAGAAGCCAAGAAACUUAAACACAAUGCAGAUGCACUGUUGGACCGUUUUGAGAAGGCAGUCUACUACCUGGACGCUGUGGUGUCUUUCAUCGAAUGUGGUAAUGCUUUGGAGAAGAGCGCCCAAGAGGCAAAGUCCCCCUUCCCCAUGUAUGCUGAAACAGUGGAGCUUAUAAAAUACACUAUGAAGUUAAAAAGCUACCUUGCCCCAGAUGCUACUUCAGCAGACAAGAGGCUAGCUGUGCUUUGUCUACGAUGCCAGUCUCUGCUCUACCUGCGGUUAUUCAAGCUGAGGAAAGACAGUGCACUAAAAUACUCCAAAACACUCACCGAACACUUAAAGAAUUCUCUGAGUAACACCCAGGCUCCCUCUCCUGGAAUGGGAAACAAAGCAGCAGGCAUGCCCUCUCCAGUGUCUCCCAAACUGUCACCUGGCACAGCCGGUGGCUACGCGACAGUCAGCAGCAGCAGCAGUGCCAGCUCGUCUGUGACCAUACCUCAGCGUAUCCACCAGAUGGCUGCCAGUUACGUCCAGGUCACCUCCAACUUUCUGUACGCCACUGAGGUCUGGGACCAGGCAGAACAACUAUCCAAGGAGCAGAAAGACUUCUUCUUGGAGUUGGACAAGGUGAUGGGUCCUCUGAUCUUUAACACCAGCAGCAUGACAGAACUGGUGCGUUACACACGGCAGGGCCUGCACUGGCUGCGUCUGGACGCAAAGGUUAUUCCCUAGCGAGGACUCGAUCCCUGUGCGCUGCUUCCACACACAUACACACCUCAGCCUCUUGUGUUUUGCAACAUGUGCUCAAAGACACAUGCAUGCCCUCACACACACACAUACAAUGAUGUACUGUAUGCACACAUACACAGCCAAGCUCUGGUCCUCCAUAUACACACACACUCACAUGAUGAACCUCUCAGACAUAUCUCCAACACUGUGUCCAUUUUCUACACCAGCUUGCCAAAAACACUGAGCAAUCUAGAGUAUCUCACCAUCGACAGCACCACACAGGGAGAAGCAUCAAAACUGCAGCACAGGAAAAAACAAGCUUAUCGCCAUGCUUCAUAUAUCGGCAUUCUUACAAUCUCUGAAGGCCAUGUUUUUAUCUAUUUGGCAUGGAAGCCCUGGGUGAAUUGCGAAUACGCUUAAAAAUGGGGUUUGGUUUUUAGGCUACUUUGGCUUUUAACUUUUUAUUUGACUUUGUUUCACCAAAGUACCUCCCAUAAACACCAAAGGUGCUUUAAAAUGAAGGUUUCUCUUAUCAUUUUUGUGCCUUGUAUGUGAGCAACAGGAAAACAAACAGCCACCUGUCAUAGCGGAUUAAAUUGUUUUUAUUUUCCUUCCUUUUAUGCAUUUUUAAACAUUUAGCAGUUAUAGAAGCUGGCAGCAUUUAUGAUUUUAUUGCGGUCUUUCACUUUUAAGUCCUGUUAACGCAUUAGCAAAGAUGGUGUCGGCCCCAAAUUAAGCAACAUAACACCAUCUUGAUUUAUCUUUCCUUGAAAGCGCUAAAGCUAAAUCUUGGAGCAUGGCCACAAGAUUUGAGGGCAGACUGAAGGGAGGGCUACUGUGGAAAGCAGAUAAAUAGCUGAGACAUACACAUAUUUAUUAAUGUUAUCUUUGUCAACCAUAAGUUUUUGCCAGUGUCAUUUUAUUUUCCAGAAUCAUGAACUACUUUAGGAAAGAAAAUUGAAUGUUGGUGAAUUUGUUGAAACCAUUUCGGUCCUGUUUGAUGCAAGGAGCAGCGAUGCCUCUAGAGGCAGCUAGCAGGCACUCUCAGACUCGUGGCCUUAAUAAAAUUGAUCAUGUUAAUGUUCUCUCUAAGAGAUUUGUUGUCUUUGAAGCUUCAGAAUACGAGUCUCUUCCUAUGAAAUGUUUUUACCCCUGUAGCUACAUUGUUUAUUGAGAAAUAUUCUGGAGGAAGAGUCACUUCCUGACAGUGUUAUUCUUUUGUUUAUCCCUGUUUGCUCAGAGUGUAUUUUUCUAAGGAACAGCAGGGAGUGUUUCAAGUAUUGAACAUCAUUUCCACAUAAUACAAUGCAGUUAUUUACAUUGCAGUUUAUAAAAAACACAGAGCCUGGGUGACUACUUAUUUGGCACAACAAAAGCAAAUUCAUCUGGAAAGAACGAUUUAGGGACGUGUUGCAGUCAGUGUUGCGUUUAUUGAACAAAGAGUUUUAAAUCUAUCAUUAUAUAUUUCAGAAUAGAAGGCCAAUAUAGAUUUUAUUUAUAUACCAAGCAGUUCUUUUGUUUCUUCCUCUGGCCAAGCAGAAGUAUAACUUUUCAAAUGCAUUCUUUUAAAACAGGGUUGAACCAAGGGUUAUAAGAUGCAAAGUAUUUGUAUAUGUAAUUUCUUUUCCUAUUUAAGUUUUAAUCAUACUUGUAUUACAAGACAGUAGAUGAGAAACAUGUCAGCUAGUUGUCAGGCAGGAUAAAAAUGAUAGAGUAACAGUGUAUGCCAGCUGUCCACAUAUGAACAUUUCUUUUAUUUAAAUUGACUGAUUGUCAUCGUGGAAAUCUGAAUGGUCAUGGUUUUUGAAUGAAGACGAUAACAUUACACUCAAGAUUUAAGGUGACAUUUGGGUGUUUGGUAAUCGUCAGUGACAUGAAGAAAUGUCUUCUUUUUGUCUUUUUUUAAGACCACUUUUUACUUAAAUGCUGGAAAAUUUAAAGCCUGGGUCAAAUAGUAUUUAUGGGAAAUUUUAUUGGUUUGUUUUUGGAGUUGAGUUUGGACAAGAGGAAGGUGCCAGACAUUUUCAGACGUGUGAUAGUUUGUAACCUUGUGGCAUUUUUCCUCCAUUUUCAUAUAUUACUUUGUGUGCAUCAGGAAUAAAGUUUUUUUCUUUUUAGGCUUUUCAGAGGUUCCCUUGCCAAAAGUCUGGCUUUUAUCAUUGGAUUAUUGCAGAAAAUACGCUCUGUGGCCAACAAAUGUUUACGACACUUGCAUGUUUUGUUCGGCAAGAUAAUCUUCACAAAUGAACACCAUGUUUAGGAUUUUUUUAAGCGUAAAUGAAAUCACCAGAAGUAAAAAGCUAAUGUGGGGAUAGAAGCAUAUUGCACCACCGUCUCAUGACUUAAACGUCACUUCAGCAACGAGGCUGUAAAGCUGUGUUCAGUGUUAUGGUGUUCUGCAGUCUCAUUUAGCCACUUGUUAGUAACCACCAUUUUUAAGGGGCAUAAUGGCUUCAUGAUUCAUGAGUUUGGUAUUUACGCUCAUAUUUUAUGUUGUAGAAAAAAACAUGAAAGUCUUUAUCUUGUGUUAACCACAGACCUUAUUUCAGGCAUCUAACCAAAAACCCACUUAAAACACCCAUUGACUUCGGUGCAAGAAUGAAUCCUGGACAUUAGUCCCGGUUCCCUCGUCUCACUCUAUUGAUAUUUCCCUUACACCUUUUUCAUCUCAAAACAACACUAUUCUUAAUCCCAAAUUUUACUUUUGACCCAGGUUUGACCCUUUUUGUUUUUUAUUGUUGCGUUUUUGUAUUUUCUUUCCUUCACUGGCUCCCUGGCCUUUACUGUAGGAGGGGAUACUGUUAUUUCCUCUGGCACUUGAAAAAGAGAAAGUCAGAGGAGGUAUUAUUUUAAUCUAUGCAGGAUUUUUACAAAAAAAAGGAUCUGUUUCUGUGGAAAACGUUAAUUUUUUGUCUUGGGAUUUUUUCCCCCCACUUCUUUUUUUUUCCGCCUCAGUGAGAAACCUGUUGAACUCAAGUGUCCAAUGCCUUUAGCUUUUGCAAUUUUUGUGUACCGGUUUAGUAUAUAUGUGUAUAUAGAUCUGUUUUUAUAACCAAACAGCGAUGGCUUGAGCCAUUUUGUACUUAAAGCUGGAGGCCACUUUUCUCAUAGGAAUUCCUCUGCGGGUUUUGCCAGCCCAGUCAAUGUCUUCAUACACUGGUACACUUUGUAAGUACAGGUCCGCGCCUUGUGUUCCCUACACUAUCUUGUAGUCAGAUGUACAAAGAUUUAGCAUUAGAGUAAUUUUUAACAGUUUGCUACUCACACUUAUUUAUUUUUCUGCCCCUUUGCUUAAUAUUUUUUUCUAUUUUUGCCAUUUUAAGGAAUACCAUUUUAUGAAAUAGAAAGAUGUAAAUGUAUUGGGGUUGUUCAUGAUGAGAUUUCCUUGUAAGUAGUAAUUAAUAUUAAUUCUAACUUGAAAGAAUCCAGGGUAAGAUGAGUUUUUUUGACAUUCAGUAGGAAGAUGUUAACACUUGCAUGUUUCUAUUUAAAUACAAUUGUAUAAAUUGUAAAUAUAACAUUUCUUUAAGGGUGAAUUUCUACUACAGGUUGACAUUUUUAUCGAAAUUUAAAAAUGCUGUAAAUACAUUUGUGAGAUACUUUAUGCACAUUUUUUUUCCUCCCUCUACGGGCUUUUGUGUUGUCCUUUUCUUGCAAGCUGUUAUAGAGUACAUCCCAGUCUCUUUAACACUGUGUAUCAGAUUGAUUUUCGAGUCUUUUUCUUACCGUGCUUUGUCUUCUGCUUCACUGUCUCUCAGUAUCAUGGUCGCCACAUAAUCAUUAAUGUCUCUAGAUCCAAGUGCGAAUAUUUUGUCUUCUCUGUAUUUGAUAUGGAGGCGUGUACUUUUCAUGAAAUGUAUAUUGUUGAUCUCAUGGGAUGGAUGUAUGUAUGGACGUAUGGAUGCUGUGUACAGUCUGUUGUGUAAAAUCACGUCUGUUUCCUCCUCACGAGAGAGAAAGAGAGAGAGAGAGAGAGAGAUGUAUUUACUGUGUCCCUUUUGAACAAUUGGUCCAACAUGUCUUUUGAAACAGAGGUAUUUCUCUACAGGUCAAAACAGUUGUAGCAGUUUAUACAGUAUGUUGUAUAACACCUUUUUUCUAAGUCGUCUCUAAAGUGAGACCAGCAGCAUACACUAUGUACAUUAGUCUAAAUUGGAUUAGUUUUAAGAGAACUGAUGAUAGAGAUACUAUAUAUGAUGGAUGCAAUAUGAUUAAAGGUACUCAUUGAGUUUGAUCUUCAAACUUAGGUUAUGUAAUUUAAAAGCAUUCUUGUGAAGUGAGUAUUAAUUGUGACUAAUGAGAGUCUGUCCUGAAUAUUCUUUGUAUUUUGCCGUAUUGAGAAUAAAAUAUAUAUGGAUAUGUUUAA